Molecule: messenger RNA, 3522 nt
Organism: Lethenteron reissneri (Far Eastern brook lamprey)
Lineage: Eukaryota; Metazoa; Chordata; Hyperoartia; Petromyzontiformes; Petromyzontidae
Source: RefSeq, a predicted model, not a curated record
AGCUCGGCACCGCAGAGAAGACGAGGACGCGCCACAGGCACACGGCAGUCGGCCGCUCCAAAGAGAGGACUCAGCCGGCUCGCGAGCAGAACUCCGCAAGCGCAAACGGCUGCGGCAACCCCGCGGAGAGCCGGCCUCUUCUGCUGGCGAGGCGGCCGAGUCGGCGCGAGGAACCCCCACGAGGAUGCUGCCCGGCGACCGCAGCGACGGCGGCACGGGCGCCAGCAACGGCCACCCGUCGGCGGGCCGUCCCGGCCUCAAGGCCAACUCGGACGCGAAAGCGACCAGAAGACGAGGCGGACGACGACGACGACGACUCCAUGCGGGACGCUUCAAUUCUAGACUUCCAGUCCGACGACGCCUCGUCAACCUUCGAGUCUCGAAGCGAACCUCGGCUCAGCCGGCUCGGGCCGCGGUCUCUCCGCCGCGCGCCAAGUACGGCGUGCUAGGCGAUGGGGACGGGACGGACGGCGAGAGCGCCCGCCGCCUCCGCUUCCCCCCCGCGGAGGUCACGUCCAGGCGGAGGCCACCGCCGAGGAACGGAGGUUUGGCCGGGCGGCUGUCGAGGUUCGGCGUGUCGGAGGAAGACAUCCUCGCGCGUUUGGAGAGCGACCACGGCUACGCGCAGUCUCGCUUCGCGCGCUCCCUGGCUCGCAGCCGGACUACGGAGAACCUCGCGGUGUGCGUGGCCGAUGUGGACCCGGAUCCCGUGGGGCAGCGUGCGCCGGACGGCCGGGGGUGUGCUGCGGACGGCAGCGACGGGACGGCGCGCGCGGCCACUCCCACGCGGGGUGGAAAGUCACAACAGCGGCCGGCGAGGAAUGACGACGGCCGCUUUGGGCUGAGGGACUCCCUGCGGAAGCUCUUCAACAAGAAGAGCUCGACCGUGCGCUUUGCGGAUCCGCCUGUCAGCCGACCACGGAGCAACACGCCAAGCCGAGCCCUGGGGAUUGGAAACCUGCGCAUUGAGGACUUUCUCGACUGCGGGGAGCCAUGCAGCGCUGUGUGACAAACACUGACGCAACAGAAUCGCUCCGCGAACAUUUUUGUCUUUCGCUCAGUGAAGAUCCAAGGCGGAAAUCUGCGUGUGUUUUGACUCAACGGAAUGAAGAUUUUCAAAACAGUGCACACUGCAAUCACAAAUGCCACCACUCACUGUGUAUAAAUGUACAUACGGGUACUGUAAAGUAUAUCUUGCGUAGGGUACUGCACGUAUAAAUUAUUCCACCAUCGGCUCGUGGCUUCGGUCGUGGGAGUCUACGCACACCGCCUCGCGUUUUCAAGUCUCGGGUGACACGUGUCUGUGGAUUCAUCUCACAGUCGUGAUGUGAAGGUGAUCUUCUUUCAUAUGGAUUAAUAACAGCGGAUUAAAGACGUAAUGUUAGAUUUGUUAGCCACUCAAUUUUCUGUUCAGACAAUGACAUUACCGUACAAUCAUUAUGUUUUUGCUGCUGACAACACAGACCCACAAGCAUCCCUACAACAGCCGUAUGCAUGGUGGCCGCACAUCCAGGCACUAUCCAGGCUGAAAAUCACGCUCAACCAGGACGCACUCUGCCCCUCUCGUUUGAACCAGAAAGCCAACAGCUGUGUGCGCCGUUCCCCUAUGAAUGAGGUGACUGCCGUAAGAUGGGGGGGGGGGGGCAGCAGCCGUGAUGAGCGGUGCAUCCCGUAGGGAGAGAAAGGGGGAAGGAAGUGAUUGCUUCCCAGCCAAGUGUGCCGUGAAUAUAGCGACCGAUUGUAGAAUGUUUCAACUUGUGAACAGCGGGCGGGCGAGAGGACUCACACGGACUAAACACGCUGCCCAAUCUUGAUUGAGAUUUUCUGGCUUUGAGCCCAGGUCGUGGUGUUUGUAAUAAAUAAAUAACACGGCUGUAUUUAUAUAAUACAGCUGCUUUUUACGCGAUCUAACACCAAAACCCCCCUGUAUUAUGGAUUAUAUUGGUCACGAAAGAUUACGCGUUAAACUCCUGGAUUCCUACCCACGCAAUCAUACACUGGGUUUCCAUGAAAGGGUAGGAGCAAUUACUAAUUUGAAUAAAAUAAUAUAAAUUGUUCGGAAUUAUUUAACUUUGAAGGCUACUCCAUCAUGGAUUUAAAACCUCGUCGCUCUGUGCUCAGUGCAUUUAUUCAAUAAAAGCUAAACAUAUAUGAUACAGUACGCCAUAAAAAAAAAUUGUAUGCAGCUUGAAGGUGGGAUACUUUUAAGGAAGUGUAUAUAUUAUCUCCCCGAUUGCGUUUCCAAACGAUUUUCACGUGAAUAAACAGGAACUUAUUGAAACAAAAAGUGAACUGAAACCCAGCAAUGGGUUUUAGGAAAAUACGCAGUUCCCUUUUGCUGCAGCAAGAUAGCCAUUGAUUGUUCCUGGCAAUGUUGCUUGUAAAAUCAAUUCUAAUGGAGAGAAAAAAAUAUCGGCUUUUUUCAUUACGCAGGGCUUUUACCGCCAAUAUGAUUCAUAUUCGAGUUUUGGGUUAAGUGGCGUAAUUUGUUAAAUGUGUGAGGAUGCCCUCCAACACACCCCGAGUGUGCUGGCAUGUUUGUCCACGUGACAACUUCAUUUGUUUACCUGUGCCAGGUGGAGGAGGGUGCACGACAGACAUUGGCAUUUUACUCACGCGUGGCUAUCUGGCCCAACAAUCAAUAAUGAAUCAUUGUGGUUCAGGUUCAUAUAUUUUUUAAAUAAUACAUUUUGUGCACCUUACUGAAACUUUCGUACCUUGUAUUUUGGUAAUUUAUAUAUAUACAUAUGUAUAAAUGAAACCUUAACGGGGUCAAGUGAUAGGCACCUUAUUAGGGCUACCUGUAAACAAAGUGGCGCAACAAUUGAACUUGAAACGUGAUUCUGCCUUGGCCAGACUGUGACUCGUAUGUCAGUGGAGGAAGUUUUGUAUAUUGCGGUCUGCAUAUAUGUUCAAUACAAGUAUAGCCAUUUUGUCAAGUCUACUGCUGGAUGACGAUCUCGCCAUGCCUUGCGGGUCGUGGUGGUUAUAUGACUGCGUUUUACCACGCUGACGAGCGUGGUUUGAUUGAAACGACGAGCCGAGACAUUGCAGCAUAGGUAAUUAACAAGAAUGGAUUUUUAUUAACUUGCCCUCUGAUGAAAUACCAUACUCAUAUAUGUAACAUAACUCUAUCAGUACAAAAACACCCACAUGGGAAUCUGCAUCAUGUUACUCUGUGUAGCGGUUACCACACUACACGUGAGCACUGAUGUAAUCGUUAUUUUCAUACUCAACACUGUCCAAACACCAGCGUUUGGUAUGCCCUUCUGGGUGCAUAAAUACAGUGACCAUUACUGUCAAACCAGAUUUCACCAGAAUGUAUAUCACAACUUAACAUGCUUGUUCAUGACAUUAGAAAAUGCAAUGUCACUUUACCUUUUUUGUUAAAAAGAUACUCGAUGCAGUCUCGGUUAUUUUAAGCUGUUUUUAAUCAAGGGCUUGCAAAAUUUAUUUGGAUAAUUUUUUAAAGGUGCGCCGUGUUUUGUAUGUUUUGUCGAAAGGGAAAUAAAGAUUGUUUGA